Messenger RNA from Leptosia nina, 2355 nucleotides. Lineage: Eukaryota; Metazoa; Arthropoda; Insecta; Lepidoptera; Pieridae. The record is from the annotation of a GenBank genome assembly.
AUGGUAAUGUUUUACUACUAUCAAUUGGUGUACGCUAUAGACCACUAUGAAAUUACACGGUGUCAUUUCACUCAAGUGGACUCAAGCCACGUCCGACAGCGCACUGCUGGUGAACACCUACCUGGUUUUUGUCCUUUUAUACAACCCUUAUGCUUCGAAGACAGUACAAUCACCAGGAAUGCAUCAACGCGAAGAAAUGACCAACAUAAUAGCAAAAUGGCUGACAAAUGUUGGGAAACAUGGUUGAGGAUAUCUCUUAUAUCGUUCACCAUCUCCAUGACUGUCUCUGACUUCACCACAGAAUGCCAACGUCCUUGUGACUGUCGGUGGCAGUCGGGAAACAAGGCUGCUAUCUGCUCCAACUCAAGUCUAAAAGUCAUACCUGCCAACCUCAGCAGCGACAUACAGAUAUUGGAACUAUCUAAUAAUAACCUUCAACAAUUACAUCAAGAAGCGUUCAAGCGAGUUGGCUUAAGCAAUCUUAAGAAACUAUUCCUUAAAGAGUGUAAUUUAGACGCCGUACAUAAAUCGGCAUUCGUUACCCUAGCCAUAAUGAUAGAAUUAGACUUAUCAAAGAACAGGAUACGGUAUCUCCACCCGGACACUUUCAAAGGCACCGAUAAGCUGAGAUUGAUAAACUUAAAUCACAAUCUAAUCGAUAAAUUAGAGGACGGCCUAUUCCGAAACUUGAAAUUUCUGCAGAAAGUCGAGGUGAGCAAUAACAGAAUCGUCCGAAUCGGCACGAAGGCAUUUGUAAACUUACCGCAGUUAAAGAUCCUGAGAAUCGACGGGAACAACUUGAGCCACAUGAAGCCCGAAACUUUGAUGGCAUUAAGAAACUUGUCCGGCCUAGACUUACAUAAUAAUCCCUGGCGAUGCGAUUGCAACUUACAAACGUUUAGGGAUUGGGUGAUAAGUCACAAUUUAUACACUCCGCCGACGUCGUGCGCCGAGCCCGCUUCGAUUCGCUCCAAACUUUGGAACGAAUUAGACUCCGCAAACUUCGCCUGCCGGCCUACCAUAUUGGAACCUCUACCCGAUUCCACAUACAAAAGUUAUGACGAAAACGUGACUCUGAUUUGCAAGGUCGUCGGUAAUCCGACCCCAGAAGUCGUAUGGAGAUUUAAUGGCAGAACUAUUGAGCUGAGGUCGUUCGGAGAAAUACGUUACGUCGUUAGUGAAAAUACGCUAGACCUAAUAAGAUGGGUAAAUCUGACAAUACUUCAUGCUAGAUAUAGUGAUAGGGGGAAUUAUACAUGCGUAGCGGAGAACCCUGGGGGAGUGGACGAGAAGACGUUAACACUGGUCCUAUCUAAAUAUAGUGGACCUGGCACUAUCGCUGGAAUGGACGCUGACUCCUUCGCAAUAAUGAUAGGAAGUUUAACGGCUAUAAUUGUUAUUUUCGGAGCUGUUUUAGCUCUAUGCCACUGUUCGACGAAUAAUAAUGAAAUGAAAAGACUGAUUAAAACCGACACACGCUCGUCAAAUGGCGAUGCAUUGAUAGAAGGAUCUGUGGCAUCUGAACCUGAGAAGCUGGUUAAGAGUGAAACGGCUAGUAAGGUUAAUAAGAAAUACGAUGCGACGUUGACCGGGCAGGCUACUGAGAUGUCUGAACUAAACAAGACGUUGCUGGAUAGUGACACAAUUUUAGCUAUCGAAGACAGCCAUCGUCAACAUGACCGCCCGAACAUGUCCAAAGAAUUACUCAUAGAUCGAAUAGCGAAGGAUCCCCAAACUUACCCCCCGGAUCUACUCUCAAUACCUCUUCGUUCAACCAAUCAGAACGCUCCAGCUACUUCGCAAGAUAAAGAAAGUCCCAAGUCCCCAAACUAUGACAUCAUCAGCAUCAGUCCAGCCUUGUUAAGUCGUCUGCAAGCUGCGAAUAUAUUGAGUACGAAGGGCUACGUGACUCUUCCUCGGGGACCUGUGAAUUAUGAUAGUGACUUUAGGUCCCAAGCGUUCACAACUCUUAAUGGGGUGAUACCAUGCUAUGAUAAUUUCAAUAUGAGACUAUUCGGUGCUGGAACGUACUACAGUUUAAAUAAGAGCGAGAUAGAUUUGGGCCCUGUAAAGAUGAGGUAUCAAGAAGAAGAGCCAGCUCCGUCUCCAGCACCUGGAACGCCCCACGCGACAAUACCAAGAAACAGUGUGAGUUCUCCUAACAUACACAAUCAGUUACUCAUAUCCCAAAGAGCAGAGAAGACUCUAAAAAUAAAUUUUGAUAACGACGCUUUGAAGGACAAAGUGAGAGCGAACAUAGUUGGUGUCAGUUUGAGAAACGGUGCGCAUAAUAGAAAGAGGAAUUCGUGUGAUUUAAAUAAUUUUUUGGCUAUCGAUAAUGCUACUCAGGUUUAA